Molecule: messenger RNA, 1612 nt
Organism: Caenorhabditis auriculariae
Lineage: Eukaryota; Metazoa; Nematoda; Chromadorea; Rhabditida; Rhabditidae
Source: the annotation of a GenBank genome assembly
AUGGAUCUGUUCAAAGAUAUGGAUCACGUCUCAAAGUACUUGGGACGGCCAAUCGAGGUGAAAAAUAUUUGGAUUUUCACUUAAAAAUGAGAAAUUUAAGGUUGAAUUAGACACUGGGAAACGUCGGAGCGAGCCGAUAAGUGGAAAUUUGGUGACUGUCGACCCGGUGACAGAAGGAAUAAUCAUUGCGCGUUUCAAGCAUAUCUCUGAUGCUGGUUCCGUUUUCCGCAUUUCUGUUUUGUGAACAUUAUUUCUUGUGGUUUUGAAAGGUUAAAAAAAAAGUCCAUUUAUGAAGAUCUAAAUUUUUCAGAAAAUCCAUUCUGAGUUAUUCGAUUUACUAUGAUUUUCAGAACCAACUUGGUUCGACGUGAUACCCCGAACAGCGAUAGUCAACAUAUCUCUGAAGCACAACUUCGACGACACGUGCAGAGAGUUCGUGCAAAAAGUCUGAGCGAAUUCAUCACUCUGUUUCUAAGAUAUUUCGCUGACUUUGGAAUGUCGAGCACAAGUGAACAGAGCUCGCCACCAGACGUUGAACGACAGGAAAUUAUCCGAAAGCGGUAAUUUCAGUAAGAAAAAGGAUGACCAUUUUCGGUGAUGUAGGGGGGAAAUGUACGCCGAUUAUUUUCGUUCUCAUCACAUUGAAGUAGAAGAACUCGGUGACGGCGUCUACGUAGUUUGCGGGAAUGUGGUAAGUUUAUUUUUCUCCAUAGAAACGAUUACGAAUAAAAUAUCCGACGUAAAAUAAAACUGCCGCGAAAAACUCAAACUUCCUAUGGAGCACAUAAAAUCUUAAGUAAUUAACUCUUAAUGUUUAAUUUGAUUUCCCGGAUUUAAAAUUCAGGAAUAUACAGUUACGCGGUGACAUAGUAUUUUUUAAGGAUCACUAUAUUGGUUUUUCUGUUUAGGCGAAAUCACUUCAAACCAUACAUGGGCAGACCUUUUUGAAUGUCGUCAACCCCUCCUCCCAAGUCUUCCUAAAUCAAAAUCUUAACUACCUUCUUAAGUUAAAAACUAAUUUUAUUUUUUUCAUUACCACCUACUGGGGUUAAACUUAUUUUUAUACCUCAUUUAAAAAUUUUUUUUUUGCAAGUCAACCCUCCUCCCGGUCGGCUUGAUCUUUUUUUUGUCCGUGUAUGCUUUGCCGUUCUUACUAAUGACAGGAGGGGUUAAUAACUUCGAACUAACGGAAGUUGAAGUUGAAGUAUAUGCCGUGUUCAAAGUAAUUUCCGCGAAAUGCAAAAUACCCGUUAGAGAAAGGAAAAGAUCACUAAAUUUUGGAGAGUCAGAGAUCAUUUUGCAUUUCGCGGAAAUUACUUUGAACACGGCAAUAUGUAUUCCGCAAAAUUAAUGAUGUAAGUUAUAGAUUUUUCCUUUUUUUUUUAUCUUUUUAAAAAAUAGUUCGUGCGAAUAGUUUUGUACACAUAAUGUCGGUCGUCAAAUUUGCAUAAUUUCUCAGUUCAAAAUUUUAUUAACGUCGAGAAGUUUCCAGAAGUUGCUGCCCCCAUACAAGAAAGACUGUUUCCAUUGCGACAUGCCGCUGAUCCUCAACAGAAUUCUGAGGAUGGUCGAACGGAUUCCCAUUCAGGACGACAUUCAGCCACUGUACUAA